Messenger RNA from Helianthus annuus (common sunflower), 2103 nucleotides. Its product is annotated as serine/threonine protein phosphatase 2A 57 kDa regulatory subunit B' beta isoform. The transcript has 3 exons. Gene Ontology annotation, cellular component: protein phosphatase type 2A complex. Gene Ontology annotation, molecular function: protein phosphatase regulator activity. The coding region runs from base 247 to 1731 and encodes 494 amino acids. NCBI's taxonomy places the organism in Eukaryota, Viridiplantae, Streptophyta, Magnoliopsida, Asterales, Asteraceae. Gene Ontology annotation, biological process: signal transduction. The record is from RefSeq and is a predicted model, not a curated record.
AAUAUCGUUGAAAUAAUGGCACACAAACACUAUUUUUGGAUGUGUGCAUUUGAAAAUUCUAGAAAUCCCAAGAAAUAAAGUAUUCGGUCUUCAUCUCUAGAUUUUAGGACAGAUCACAGACGUUUGCUUCGUUGUCAAUUCUUCAUUCGUUCUUGUGUCAAAUUCAUUCACGGAUUUGCUGCAUCAGUCCAGAAAGUGCAGUGACCUCAAUGAUGACCUAAUUCUAACACUCUGCCGAUUCAUUUCAUGUUUUCCGAUCGCAGAUCUCAAUCAACAAGGAUGUUUAAGAUUAUUAAGGGGAAGAAGAAGGGUUUGAAACAAGAAGCUAUAGAACCACCACCGGGACCUAAUGUUUCGUCUGAUGUGACUGUAAACCAUGCGUCUCGUGCAGCUGUUGUCAGUGAGCAACAGCCUAGUAGCGCCAGGUCACAGGCUGUCACCAUAUCGUCGGCUCCAUCACAACCUGGGGUGGUUGAGGUAUUACCUAUGUUGAAAGAUGUCCCCAUGGCGGAACGGCAUGUUUUGUUUCUGAAAAAGGUGCACAUCUGUUCGUAUAUGUUUGAUUUAUCGGCUCCGUUGAAGAAUGUCACGGAGAAAGAGAUUAAACGGCAGAACCUUAUGGAGCUUAUUGAUUUGGUUCAGUCAGGUUCGAGUAAGAUGAAUGAAAUCAUGCAGGACGAGAUGGUUAAAAUGAUAUCUUUGAACAUAUUUCGUUGUUUGCCGCCUCAGUCGCACGAAAAUUCAGGAACUGAAAAUCUUGAUCCGGAAGAAGAUGAUAUGUAUUUGGAUCCCUCCUGGCCACAUUUACAACUUGUUUACGAAUUGCUUUUGAAAUACGUGGUAUCAUCCGACACUGAUACUAAAGUGGCCAAAAGAUACAUUAAUCAUUCAUUCGUGUUAAACUUGCUCGACCUAUUCGAUACAGAAGAUCCACGGGAGCGUGAGUAUUUGAAGACCAUACUACAUCGUGUAUAUGGUAAAUUCAUGGUUCAUCGUCCCUUUAUACGGAAGGCGAUAAAUAAUAUCUUUUAUAGAUUUAUAUUUGAAACCGAAAGGCACCCUGGUAUCAGUGAAUUGUUGGAGAUUCUUGGAAGUAUAAUAAACGGUUUUGCAAUACCAAUGAAGGAAGAACAUAAGUUGUUUCUUUCGCGGGCUCUUAUACCACUUCACAAACCCAAGUCCAUUAAUUUAUAUCAUCAACAGUUGUCUUACUGCAUAACGCAGUUUGUUGAAAAGGAUUAUAAGUUGGCUGAUAUUGUUAUUAAAGGGUUAUUGAAGUACUGGCCUGUUACAAAUUGUGCUAAAGAAAUCCUUUUUCUUGGAGAAUUAGAAGAAGUGUUGGAUGCUACUCAACCUGCGGAGUUCCAACGAUGCAUGGUUCCUCUUUUUAGAAGGAUUGGAUGCUGCAUAAAUAGCCCUCAUUUCCAGGUUGCCGAACGUGCGCUGUUUUUAUGGAACAAUGAACGAGUCGUGAGCUUAAUCGCACUUAACAGACCUGUCAUUUUACCAAUAAUAUUUGAAUCAUUAGAAAGAAACGUACAAGGUCACUGGAAUCAAACAAUCAAUGAAUUAACCGCAAAUGUCAGAAGAAUGUUCAUGGAAAUGGACCCUGAGCUCUUUGAAGAUUGCCAGACUCAAUAUAUGGAUAAAGAAGCCACACUCAACGAAAAGUCAAAGCAACGUGAGUUGACCUGGAAAAAACUCGAGUCAAUCGCCUCACCACCUGAAUGAAAUCAAACGCUUUGCUUGUUGUAAUGAAUUAAAGCAGCAUUGGAUGCAAAAACAACUUUGUCCUUCAUUUCCUUCUGUUGAUUUAGCGACUUUUUUUCCCUUUGCGGUUUUGGAAAGGUAAUCUGUACCAUCUGGUGCUAUAGUUACGGAUUCGGUUAUUAUUUGUAGUAAAUUAUCGGUACAGAUGAUAAGUGAAAGAUGUCCCCAUGUUAAACAUUACAGGGGUGAUAUCAGUCUUCUAUGGUCAAAUUAACCAUUUUGGCCAUGUUUCUUGUCAAUACAAACUUGCCUGUGAAUCCAGUGUUCUUGCUGUGUGCAAAAUAUUGGUUUUUUGCUUUUAUUUUUCUUAUUAUAAUAAGGUUUUAUUAGUUA